AUUCAUCAAAUAUUGGGCUUAUCGGCCCAAAACAUAGCACUCGGAUUACUCGAGAUGCAGAAAGUUUCAGAGGUUGAAGAUGAUCUGCGUAGAUGAUGAAUGUUUCUGGAGAAUGUGUAGGCCGUGAAAGAUGCGAGGAAUUAGCCAAGUCUUCUUCGUUUUACCGGAAAGUUUACUCGGAGGUUUGGUUAACCAUCGAUCCCUUCCCUUCUUCUGAAAUCGAGUGCUCUCACAUAUUCAACGAACCAUUGUUGUAUUGGUUUCUUAGAUAGAAGAAAUUGGAUGGGAACCAAUAAGGAGAUUAGGUGGAGAUUUAACGUUUUUUAGCUUUCACAUUCUGUAAGUUCCAUAAUUUUAGGGUUGUCUUCAAAAUCUUACUUAAUGUGAUUAGUACUUUGCAACCUAUGUAGCUCCAUCUUCAUGUGACAUGUUAGCUUUGUGCCAUCAUCAUGAUUAUGUACAGAGAUAAGAAGGGAAGAGCUCACAACUUAGAAAUUCAACUGAACAGAGACUAUCCUAAUUCACCACCUUCUGUUUCUGCGGUUUGUUAAUGUCAAAUCCUUAAGCUUUUUUCAUUCUCCGUAGCGAAUUAACUUUUGCUUCGAUGUAGGAUGUGCCAUAUAUGUUUACACUAGAAUGGUCAACAAGUUCAAGAUUGAAGGAUGUAAUGCACCAAUUCCAAAAGCAUUUGGACUAUCUUCAAGAAUUUUGGUCUGUCUUGGACAAUAUCGAUAAAUCUCUAUGUGUUGUUGAUGUCAAGCAACCAGCUCGUGCCUCUGCUAUUCGCCGGAUUGAUGCUGGGAAUGAUUGUAUCAUCAUUGUUCAUAUCGACUUCAAAGACCCUAAAUCCCUACCAGAGUCCCGGUUUAUUGGUCCUGUGCCUUCAGCUACGCAUAUGAACAACUUGCAUAUGUUAUGGAGAAGAAAUUGCAAAAGAUGGUCAAAUGAAAGAUCAUUUCCUGAGAACCUUGAAUGUAUUCUAGGUACUGAGCUUCCAAAGCCUCUAGGUCUCCAAGUGGAAGACGAUCAACAACAAGUUGAAUGUGGGAUUUGCUAUGCGCAGUUUCUACCCACCGAUGAGGAGCUCGGAGCUAGAAGUGGGACACGAACAGAUUACACAUGUGAAAACAUCAGUUGCAACAAGUCUUUCCAUAGCCUCUGCCUCACAGACUGGUUAAGGUCUAUCACAACAACAAGACAGUCAUUUGAUGUUCUGUUUGGGAACUGCCCUUAUUGUUCAGACCCAGUUGCAGUCAAAACCAGCAACAAAUAGAGUUAGACAAACCAUCAUCCUAAUUAGCUGAUAUCUGAAUGUUGUAAUGAAACGUGAUACAAAGAGAAGAGUUAGUACAGUAAUGAGUAGUAGUAGUAAGUGAGGACAAAAGUUCCUUUUUACUAUUUUUCUUCUGUACGUUUAAGAUAAGACUCAUGUAGCUUUCAAAUAAGAGAUGUGAAUGUACCUUGUUUUUUUCUUUUGUGGCCACUCAAUUCCCCAAAGCUGAUCUAUCAAUCACAAUCAAUGUGGAGUUUCAAGCAA
This is a messenger RNA of Arabidopsis thaliana (thale cress), 1537 nucleotides long. RefSeq names its product zinc ion binding protein. The transcript is spliced from 7 exons. Gene Ontology annotation, molecular function: ubiquitin-protein transferase activity. Gene Ontology annotation, biological process: interstrand cross-link repair. The record is from RefSeq and is marked reviewed. Gene Ontology annotation, cellular component: Fanconi anaemia nuclear complex. The coding region runs from base 623 to 1273 and encodes 216 amino acids. NCBI's taxonomy places the organism in Eukaryota, Viridiplantae, Streptophyta, Magnoliopsida, Brassicales, Brassicaceae.